AAUGCAACCAAAUGAUGAGGAUGCACAGAGAUUGAAGGCCAAGUCAGACUUAUAAUCUGUAACAUAUAUGCAGUGAAAAAGAUCUUUUUAUUAGUGUCAAUUAUUAUGGGCUUUUGUUUUUUAUUUAAUUCGAAUAUAACAUUUGGAUGGGAUUACAAAAUUAUAAUUGUAUAUGCAUGCACAACAUAAUUCGCAUUUAUGAUUUCGAAAUUGCUUUCCAGUAAAGGGUAUUUGCUAUUCAAUUUUAUAUAAGCAUCAACUCUUAUUGUUGCUUUGCUGUACUUGAAAGUGCUAUUUUAAUUGCUUAUUUAUUAGGGAUCGUCUAUGAUAAAGAAGUUUCCCCAAUAAAUAUUAAUUUCAUUAGCUAUACUCUACUUAUCCUAUAAUUCGUAAUAUUGGCAAUAACAGUUUUAAUAAGCAGAUAAAGCUUUGAGAGUGAUGCUUAAGAUCAAUCUAAAUAAAUCUAAGAAAUAGUACAUAAUUAAGAUAUAUAUAUAAGUUAAUUGCUGCAAUAAAAAGCAUAGGUUCAUUGCAGAUUGUAUUCUUAAGUUUGAAAUGGAGUUAAUAAAUCAAUUGGGGUUGGAUGCAAACUCUCGUAAUUGUUUGGUUUUGCAUUGGUACUAUGGCAUUGAUUGAGGUAUGUUUAAUUGUAGAUCUGAUGUUAAAGUGUUGCAAUAAUGAACUUUAAAAUAAAAAACAAUUAAGUAAGAAAUAUGGUUAUUCCUAGUUUAUGGAGGUGCUUGGGUGAACAUUGUGAUAUUAGGAUUUAUUAUUGAUACAGGAUUGACAUUUUUAGGAUUAGGUUUGUUAUUGGACUAUAAUAUUGGGUAAGUAAAUUUAUAUGGUUUCAUUGCUUCUAUUGUAUACUAUUUAUUUCAGAUUUUUUUCUAUUUGAAAAAUUAAGAAGAAUUAAUGUAGUAAAAUCUAUUAUAAAUAGCUAAUUUUUAAAUUUAUCAGAAGUCUAAUAGCCAACUCGACCAUCAGAAUAGCCUAAUGAGCAAGUUACAUUAAAAGAGAGGAUCAAAUAGAUUCAUAGAAUUAGCAUUAGCAAAGUUCCAUAAUUUAUGGUGAAAUUGUCAGCCACUUAUUUUAGAAAGUAAGAAAUAAAUGAGAAUCAAAAACAUUAGAAUGAAUUAGGUUCUUCUUAGGAUAAGAAAUUUCGAUCAAUUAGCUUUUCAGAAAUAAAAAAACAAAAUGAAAUAAAGAAAAGUCCAUCUUCUGAUUUAGAUGAAGAUUUAACCAAGAAAUUUGACUAAUUACUAUCAUCUCCACGUCUAAAAUUAGAAGUCAGUGAAAGUAUGGCUCCAGAAUUAUCAAGCAGAGGACCAUAGAAAUAAAAUGCGCUAUGUCUUGUUUGCUAUGAAAAAGAAAGCAAUAUGAUCAAUUAACCUUGUGGUCAUGGAGGAUUUUGCUAGGAGUGCUCAGAAUAAUUAUUAUCAAAGAGUAAUUACUGUAUGUUAUGUCGAAAACCUGUGACUCACACAUUACUAGUAUAAGGAGUUUAGAAUCGUGAAAGUUUAGUUGAAGUUGUAGGAAUAUAUUAAGGAGGAUAGAAAUAAAAUUGA
Messenger RNA from Paramecium octaurelia, 1565 nucleotides. NCBI's taxonomy places the organism in Eukaryota, Ciliophora, Oligohymenophorea, Peniculida, Parameciidae. The record is from the annotation of a GenBank genome assembly.